UUGUAUUCCGAACUGAUGUGUAAUAACUACUCUUCAUUAUCUUUACAGCUCUUACCACGCUGGGAUUGGACUCGUAUUUACUACUCUGAUUGUUUCAUCAUUAACCCUUAUUAUGUGAGCCGCUCCUUGACUGAGGAUGACUGCAAUGUGUGUGAAUCAUUGGAUAAGGUGGACCGUCUGACAAAUGUUUCAUCACAAGUGGUGUCAGAAGAUUACCUGAAGAAUGAUAUACCUUUCAUUGUGACAGAUGGCAUGGAUGACUGGCCAGUAAUGAAUACUGAACAGUUCUGGUUUGACAAUAUUACAGAGAUGUACCUGAGUGAGGAACUCCGUACUAUCUACCCUUGUGAAUUGACCUCAAACCUCCGUCUUCGUCCUGAUGACUUGAGAAGUUUCUUGAAGAAAAUUCAUAAUCCAGAUAUACAUCGCUGGUAUGGUCAUUGGGAAAAUUGUAAUAAGAAGGCUGCGAAGGCCCUGAGGCAGAUAUAUCGCCGCCCUUAUUUCAUUCCCCAUAUGGUUGAUCUGUCCGACUCAAACUGGGUCCUUAUAUCAUCCGAUUUUCGGGGAAAAGUGUAUAAAGAGAUAGACUUCCAGACAGAGUUACUAUGGGUGGCUCAGGUCCGGGGUUGGAGUCGCAUAAGGCUGGUGCCUAGGGAACCUUGUGACCAUUUCUGUCCCGAGCUGCUCGAAACUAUUACAGAGAGCCAAAUGAUUGUGGUAACAAAUUUACUCUGGAAAUUUGAAUACAUCCCUGGAGAGCACACAGAUAACUUGGCUGUUGCUGUUGGUGGCUUCUGGACGUAAAUUACUGUACGGUAUUUAUAAAGUCUGACACGGUAUAAAAAAUCCAAGCUAUGAGGGUACUGAAAGCUUUCACAUGUCUAACUGUAUAAGGAUCCUACAAUAAAGUUUAAUGGAUUUCACAUAAAUAUUUUAAAUUAACCUUUAGAAAUAGAAUUCUACAAGUUGA
Cherax quadricarinatus is the source of this 970-nucleotide messenger RNA. NCBI's taxonomy places the organism in Eukaryota, Metazoa, Arthropoda, Malacostraca, Decapoda, Parastacidae. The record is from RefSeq and is a predicted model, not a curated record.